Messenger RNA from Symbiodinium sp. CCMP2592, 1515 nucleotides. The record is from the annotation of a GenBank genome assembly. Lineage: Eukaryota; Dinophyceae; Suessiales; Symbiodiniaceae.
AUGCUGAUGUUUGUUCCACAAAUUCCGCACUCGUUUGGGGAGGUGCCGGGGAAGGCUUCUACUGCCGGACGGGUGUAUGAUGAACCCGAGGCAUACGACGAGUGGUCUCAAGGCCGUGGACGUUUCUCGGACGGACUUCCUUCCGUAGGCUCGAGAGAGCACGCGCUUGGGACUUGCCGCCCAUGUGCAUGGCUGUGGAAGCCUGGUGGGUGUCGAAAUGCCGUCAAUUGUACGCACUGCCACCUGUGUACUCCAGAUGAUGCCAAGAAGCGGCGGAGGGAUUAUGGCAAGGGUGGCGAGCCUCCUGCCAAAGCCCAACCACCGCAGCGAGAGCGAGGGAAGAGGAGGCAGGAAUGGACUUGGCAGGCAGAGGAGCAAGCCGCUCCAUGGAUAGAGAAUUCGAAACCAAUUCCCCCGCCUCCCACGACACCGUCUCCGGUGGAUGCCGUGUGCGGGCCGGCCGCCCCUCCUCCCGGCACGGGCCACAAUGGUCCCGCGCCGGAGGAAGAAGCGAGGCAGAUGGGCAGCUGGUCCCGUGGAUCCGAGCGCCACGGCGCGGGGAGUUGCAGGCCUUGCCUCUUCCAAUGGACUGCGUCCGGGUGCAAAGACGGGCAGGACUGUGACUUUUGUCAUCUAUGCCCUCCACCGAAGGUUCCUGUACCCCAUCCCGUGCCAUCGAUGCCUCCAGCAUCCUUACCGGGACCGCUUCCUGCGUUGCCAGAGUGGCAACAAGUCAAUGCACCAGCAGGCUUCAGAAGUACCGAGCCUGGCCAUCGGUCAGAAGCGCACUACAUCAAUCUGGCCGAACGUCUCGUGCCAGAGAACCAGGCGCAGGGGGCCCAAACAAUGACACCGGGGAUGAUCUCGAGCUCUGUCGUGCUGGGCACCGCACCAUAUCCGAAUCCCCAGCCGAUGCAGCCACCUCAACAAUACAGGACUGCUCCAGCUUGGCAGCCGGUUCCUUCAAAGAUGAAGGAAUUCCGAUCUGUACAGUCGCCGAUGCCCAUGGGUGUGGUCGAUGGGCCACCCUGCCUCGACUGUGGCAACCAGACGCAUUGUGUCUGUCUUCCAGGCGAUGUUGGCUUCUCCGAGCGAGAUCCGAGUAUGCAUUCGCGCCUGCCCCCCGUGCGGAGACCCGAGCCAGGGUUAAUCGAGAUCGCGCGCGAAGAGAGCGGCGAUGUUGGGACUUCCGGCGACGCUGAUCUUGAACGGUCACUCCAGCACCUCAUGCAGAGUGGGGACAGCGCCAUCCGCAGCUCAAGCAGUGCAGGGCAGCACUUGUCUCCUGGCCAAGUGGCGCACAUCAAUGGGAACUGUACCCCGUGUGUCGAGCUCAUGCAAUCGGCAACCUGCAGUGCUGGGCAAGACUGCUCAUACUGCCAUGUUUGUCUAGAGCCUGGGCCUGCGCCAACUGCGUCGCCUGCGCCUGCGCCCGAGUGGCAAGGGCCUGAGCCGCGAAGAAAAAGAAAUCAGAUUCAGAACAAGGUUCUGAAAAAGAAGGGCGGUGAGGGCUGA